Messenger RNA from Pteropus alecto (black flying fox), 565 nucleotides. RefSeq names its product ribosomal protein L21 (gene RPL21). Gene Ontology annotation, molecular function: structural constituent of ribosome. The record is from RefSeq and is a predicted model, not a curated record. Gene Ontology annotation, cellular component: cytosolic large ribosomal subunit; ribosome. Gene Ontology annotation, biological process: translation. The transcript has 6 exons. Lineage: Eukaryota; Metazoa; Chordata; Mammalia; Chiroptera; Pteropodidae. Bases 87 to 530 code for a protein of 147 amino acids.
CCUCCUCCUUUUCGGCCGGAAUCGCCAUCUUCCAGUAAUUUGCCAAAAUGACCAACACAAAGGGAUAGAGGAGUGGCACCCGCUAUAUGUUCUCUAGGCCUUUUAGAAAACAUGGAGUUGUUCCUUUGGCCACAUACAUGCGAAUCUACAAGAAAGGAGACAUUGUAGACAUCAAAGGAAUGGGCACUGUUCAGAAAGGCAUGCCCCACAAAUGCUACCACGGCAAAACUGGAAGAGUCUACAACGUUACGCAGCAUGCAGUCGGCAUUGUUGUAAACAAACAAGUUAAGGGCAAGAUUCUUGCCAAGAGAAUUAAUGUACGUAUUGAGCAUAUUAAGCACUCAAAGAGCCGAGACAGCUUCCUGAAACGUGUGAAGGAAAAUGAUCAAAAAAAGAAGGAAGCCAAAGAGAAAGGUACCUGGGUUCAGCUGAAGCGCCAGCCUGCUCCACCCAGAGAAGCUCACUUUGUGAGAACAAAUGGAAAGGAACCUGAGCUGCUGGAGCCCAUUCCCUAUGAAUUCAUGGCAUGAUAGAUUUUCAAAAAAAUAAAAGACCUCUAAUUGAG